AUGGAAAACAACAAAUCUUGUACAAAAACAAAAGCUUUUCUAGAGUCAAAAGAUAAAAGAGAAAAAAUAGAUGACGACGAUGACGAAGACGAUAAAGAGGAGAAGUAUGAUAAAGACAAGCAAAAGAAUAAUUAUAAUUCUAGUGGGGGAAAUGGCCAUAAGAAGAAAGAUGGCAAGGAUAAUAAUGAGAGUUAUAGCCACAAGGACAAUGAUAAUGGUGGUAAAAAUAAUGAUAAAAAUCUAUAUAACAAGGAGUAUAGUAGUGUAAAUGAUACUUCCCAAAAGAAUGGGAAUGCUAACGUUCGUAGUUCUACGAACUCAAAUAAUGUUAUCAAAAAAAUAGAACGAAAAAAUAACAAACAUUCACAAAGCGACAAUAACGCAAAGUGCAGUAAAGAUAAAAAGUCUAAGCUAAAUAACAAAAAGAAAAAGAGGAAUGAAAAAAAUUUGGAAAAAAAAAAAAAAAACAAUCUCAAACAAGGAAAAAUAGAUCAAGCGGGGGAAGUAAAUGAUGAAGAGAAGGGAGAUGAUGAUGAGAUUGAAGAUGAUGAAGAUGAAGAAGAAGAUGAUGAUGAGGAAGAGGAAGAGGAAGAGGAAGAAGAAGAUGAUGAGGAGGAAGAGGAAGAGGAAGAAGAAGAUGAUGAAGAUGAAGACACUGCGAAUGAAGAAAAAAUAAAAAAUAAAGCUAAUAGUAAAUCCACAUUAUCAAAAAAACAAGAAAAACAACGAAAAAGCGAGUUAUUGAAGCUAGAUAGUAACAAUACUGUACAGUUUUAUAAUUUUUUAAAUGAUAAGAUUAAAGAUAAAGACGAUGAUGAUUAUGAUAAUAAUAAUAAUAGUGACUCAAAAAAAGAAAUAUAUAAAAGUAGCAAUUUAAAAAAAGAAAAAAAGUUAAGAAUGAGUCAUACGUAUGAAGAAUUUUUAUCAGAUCAUCAUGAUUAUACAUCAUUAAAAGUAAAUUAUAAAAUUAACAAAAAAAGUCAUUAUGAUAAAACAAAAAAAAGAAUCCAUAUGUCCAUUUCCAUAAAUGAAAAUAAGGAACGUACCGUAAAUAGAAGCAGUAUAUGCACGGAUAAUGCAAAGUUUUUAAAUUUUCUAAAUGAUAAUGAAAAAUAUGCACAUUAUUUUAAAAAUAGAAAAAGAUUCGAUAGUAGAAGAAGAAAACAGAAAAAAGCUAAUAUAAAAAAAAAAGAAAAAAAUGAUACAAAAGAGACGUUAGACAAUUAUAUAUUAAAUGUGAAUGAGAAAAAUAAAUAUUAUGAAAUGUUUUCUAGCGAAAAUAUAGCUAAAGCAAAAACCCCAGUAAUAGAUUUUCCAGUGGAGGAAAAAACUGAUGAGGCAUAUGUUGGUGAAUUACAAGAUUCUGAACAGAAGCAAAAAAUAAAGGAAGAAGAGCGUAUGAUGAAUUAUGCAAAUAUUGUUGAAGAAGAAAAAAAAAUUAUAAAAGAAAAAUAUAAAAUUAAAACUUCGGUACUUUGCAAUCGAAGAUUUUUUAUAUUCCGAAAAAAAGCAUCAAGGAAAAAAAAGGAAAAAAUUAUUAUUUUUUUAAACCAUAAUUAUUCUGUUUGUGAAAGUGGACAAUUUAAUGACCAUUUUUACAAAACGAUUCAUAAGAAUGAUUUGGAUAAUUUAGAAGAAGAGAGAAUAUAUAUUGAUAACAAUAAAGAAAAUACAAUAAAAAAAAUUAUAUAUAGAAUAUUUCCCCAAUUUUCAAUUUUUAGUUUAAUCCUAUAUGUUACAUUCAUUCAGUGGGUAAUAUUUAUCCUACUUAUAUCCGUCAAAUCCGAUUUAACUCUAACCCCAUCAAAUGAUUCUUUAAAGAAUUUUGGAAGCAAUUUUCCACAUAAUAUUUUUAAGAAGGCCGAAUUUUAUCGCCUCUUUACAGCAUUAUUUUUACAUUCAAAUUUUAAUCACAUUUGUGCAAAUACAUAUGUUCAGUUAACUGUCGGAUUUUUGUUAGAAUAUCUGUACGGAACAUAUGUUGUUUUUUUAGUAUAUGUUUUUACGGGUAUAUAUGGAAUAAUAUUAUCAUCCCCAUUAACAUAUUGUUACUCUACCACUGAAAGCAGUAGCAGUUCUUCAGGAAUUAUUGGAAUUUUUUUUUCAGAAAUUUUAAUGAUGACUAAUUUUAAUGUAGAUAAAAUUAGCAUCAGUGUACAUUUAUUUUGUUUCUUCCUCCUUCUUCUAUUUCUUAAAUUUUCUUUAAACACUGGCAGUAUUAACAUAUACAGCCACUUUUUUGGUUUCCUUGGAGGUUUUUUAAUCGGCAUAAUUUUAAAACGUAACCAAUUGAAAUAUUUUUUGAAGAAUAAUUUAUUAAUUCAAAUAUUGUCCCUAGUAUUUCUGAUAGUAAGCUUAGCGGCAGCUAUUUUUACAUCAACAUAUGUUGUGCAAAGCUGUCCAAAUUAA
Messenger RNA from Plasmodium gonderi, 2409 nucleotides. Its product is annotated as rhomboid protease ROM8. Gene Ontology annotation, molecular function: serine-type endopeptidase activity. Gene Ontology annotation, cellular component: membrane. The record is from RefSeq and is a predicted model, not a curated record. The coding region runs from base 1 to 2409 and encodes 802 amino acids. Lineage: Eukaryota; Apicomplexa; Aconoidasida; Haemosporida; Plasmodiidae. The transcript is spliced from 4 exons. Gene Ontology annotation, biological process: proteolysis.